AUGCUUCGCCGACUCAAUCCUUCUAAAUGGGGUUUCCGACUGCCCAUUGGCCGUGUUGCUCCGCGUUGGACACACAACAUCCGCCAUCAGACGACCCAAGCUUCGCGUCUUGAUCGCAUCACAGCCAGGCUCCCUCGUCGACUGCAGAAAUACUCCCGUGGCCUUCGGAAUGCGCCAGUGUCCCACAUCAUGUCAUUUCUCAUUCUUCACGAACUCACUGCCAUUGUGCCCUUGAUCGCACUAUUCGCGCUGUUUCACUACACGACAUUUGUUCCUAUAACAUACAUGACCGCGCAUUUCGGAGACUAUGUGCAGUCCGGCAUCUCACGAUUCGAAAAAUAUUUUCGAUCCAAGGGUUACUUUGGCUUCAGGCCGAAAGAUUUCGACGAGUACGAUAUUGAAGGGACCUAUGCUGUGGAGAAAUGGAAUACUGGCGAGGAGAAAUACAAGAUUCUAGUCGAGGUUGCACUCGCCUAUGCUGUCACCAAGGUGCUUUUGCCGCUUCGUAUCAUAGCAAGUGUGUGGGCUACGCCAUGGUUUGCGAGCGUGUUACUGCGAAUGAAACGAGCCUUGAUGUCGGUCGCAAGUGCUCGUUCUCACAGACGAAAAUGA
Ustilaginoidea virens is the source of this 612-nucleotide messenger RNA. RefSeq lists its product as uncharacterized. NCBI's taxonomy places the organism in Eukaryota, Fungi, Ascomycota, Sordariomycetes, Hypocreales, Clavicipitaceae. Bases 1 to 612 code for a protein of 203 amino acids. The transcript has a single exon. The record is from RefSeq and is a predicted model, not a curated record. Gene Ontology annotation, cellular component: mitochondrion.